Molecule: messenger RNA, 1841 nt
Organism: Cryptotermes secundus
Lineage: Eukaryota; Metazoa; Arthropoda; Insecta; Blattodea; Kalotermitidae
Gene: Atg4b
Product: cysteine protease ATG4D
Exons: 8
Coding region: 249-1463 (404 amino acids)
Molecular function (GO): protein-phosphatidylethanolamide deconjugating activity
Source: RefSeq, a predicted model, not a curated record
AUAAUUUCCUACGUCGCACACGAACAAGAUUUGGUUGCAUAUUUAUGUUUAAUUACCCGUGGUUCGUGCAGCAGAAAUCCAUGGUGAGGAGGUAUGGAUGGUAUGGAUUGGUGCGGUGGGUUUACGGUGUUGCCUAAGGAAGCAGGGCGAGGCGCGAAACGGGCGAUAAUACUACAUAUUCACGCGAACUAGAAGAAGAAAAUGAUAGUGGUGAAGGGGAAGGGAAAGUCAAGACAAAGUUAUUGUCAAUGUGGAAUAAUAUGAAAUACGGAUGGACAGUGAAAUUGAAAACCAAUUUCUCCAAGGAUUCACCAGUAUGGCUACUAGGCAGAUGUUAUCAUCGAAAAAUGAUUGUAGACCCUUCAUCAGAGUCAGAUUUGGGAAUUGAAGGAGAAGGAAUUGAAGGUUUCAAAACUGAUUUUAUCAGCCGUGUGUGGCUUACGUAUAGAAGGGAAUUUCCAAUUCUUAAUGGUUCCAAUUUCACCACUGAUUGUGGCUGGGGUUGCAUGCUCCGCAGUGGGCAGAUGCUCUUGGCCCAAGGACUUGUCUGUCACAUGUUAGGACGAGGUUGGAAAUGGUAUGAUCAGAGACCUACAUCAGCCAGGCUGUACAAUGAAGAUGUAUGUCAUCGAAAAAUUAUCAGAUGGUUUGGAGAUAAUCCAUCAUGGAAUAGUCCAUUUUCAAUACAUAUGUUAGUCACACUUGGAGAGGCAACAGGGAAAAAGGCUGGUGAUUGGUAUGGACCAGGAUCUGUUUCUCAUUUGCUCAGGCAAGCUGUAGAACUGGCUGCAAGGGAUAACAAAGAAUUUGAGCAUCUGUGUGUUUAUGUGGCUCAGGAUUGUGCAGUUUACAUUCAAGAUAUUGUGGACCUUUGUGAUGUUUCCCAAUCAAAGCAACAUGUUUCAACUCAUUCAUUACAUUCCACACCUUCAUGGAGGGCUCUUAUCCUACUUGUACCUGUUAGGCUUGGUGCUGAAAAGAUGAAUUCUGCUUAUGGCCCAUGUCUAACAGCUUUACUCACUUUGGAAAACUGCAUUGGAAUUAUUGGUGGUCGGCCAAAACAUUCACUUUAUUUUGUUGGUUUUCAAGAUGACAAACUCAUCCACCUAGAUCCUCAUUAUUGCCAAGAAGUGGUUGAUGUAUGGCAACCAAAUUUCCCUCUCACAAGCUUUCACUGCAGAUCCCCACGGAAGAUGAAUCUUUCUAGGCUUGACCCAUCGUGUUGCAUUGGCUUCUAUUGUAGAACUCGAGAUGACUUCUAUAAGUUUAUGAAGAAUGUUCAGCCCUUUCUGGUGCCAUGUCAUGAGAAAGUAGCGUAUCCCAUGUUUGUAUUUUGUGAAGGACGAAGCAGAGAUGUGAUGAGGAUCAACAAAUUUAGUAUUUCUGAUGAUACUGUUAGAUUCAGUGAUAUGAAUGGUGACACUGAUGAUGAAUUGGAAUGUGAAGAAUUUGAAAUUCUUUGAAGAAGGAAUGGGUUUCCCUCUGACAUUAAUUUAAAACCACCAGAAGCAUUUAUUUUGAUAACUGCUGUUGUCAUCAUUACCACCGCCAUCAUGUUUUUGGGGGCAAAGCAAGAAAUCAUGUAACAGUAUUAGAUUCACUUACAUAUUAUGACCCAUUGUAACUUUAUAUUAAAAGAAGUCAAAGGAAUAUCCUGGUCGUGAAUGUCUGUUUCUUUCCGUUACCACUGUCAACAUGCAUGCUUACCAAGACUUUCUGCAGCAAGAACUUUUCACCAGGAGUAGUUGCUUGGAAUGUGUCUUAUUGAAAUGUGAUUGCAGGUCUCUUCAUUAAAUACUCAUUUUAACACUUAAAACAGGUAGCCCCAGUGAAACUUCAUU